GGGAUUAUUUUCUACGUCGCGUGCUUCGUCGUAGCGAUGCGUGAUUGAAGCCAGGGAAACUUCUUUUUGGGAAAAGCGCCACCGGGACUACUUUGCGUCAACUCCGGAAACACACGCUUGUCGCGUGUCGUUUGUCGCUAAAAUGUCGUUUCAUUAGUCAGAAUGAAAUACGGAUUAUCUGAAAUGUUGAAAAUCGAGCGGCGGCGGCUUUAAAUUGAACAAUUCUAGCACCCCGCGGAAGGAUUUAAUUUUCUCGAGCGAGAGAGAGGGUCGACACAUCCGCCCAGUUUUCCGAUGCCUCCCCUCCCCUUGUUGAAAAUGGAGUUCGAUUAAAGCAGAUGUCCGCCAACUUCUGAGGGGGGGAAUUAAAAACUCGUUUUUCUCUCCCUUCUAAGCGCAUUUGUGAAGAAACCCCAUUUUGUGGUUCCACUCCAGUAUCCCUCGCUAUCUUCCUUUUCCCUCCCGGGCGUCGAGGUUGCCUUUAAGCGGACAUUACUCGGACACGUUGGCGGAGUGAGGCUGGCUUUCCAACAAGGCGCUGCUUCAAGUGUCGUCCCGGAGAGCUCUCAAGUUGGCGAAUGGAUGCUCGACAGCCAGCCACGACUAUUCCGCCGCCGAAUGUGACAGGCUUCAACACUUUUUGUGUUUUUUGAGGAUAUACACACACGCAGCGAGGGGCUUUUUUUUAAAAAUCGAUUUUAUCUCCCCACCAAACCGGACCUUGUUUGGAAAGAAGAUGGCUAAUUUUGUGUUGUGGUCGGAUUUUACUUCCAGGGAGGAGAAGGCAAAAUUGUCAUUCUUCCUCCUCGCAAUUUAACGGCUAAUGCUAGCUCCACUUUUUUUUUUUUUUAUUCUCCAUGUUUUUUUUUUCAUCGAAGGGGAGCAUUCUUACACUUUUUACCGAGCACUCCACCCUUAAUAAACACCUAACGAAAACACGACACGGUUGUACGUAUGUGGAGAAAAUGGUGAAUUUUGUGCGAUUUUGUCCCGCCGUCACAGCGCCGUCGAUGCUAGUGCUAGGAUUCGGAUCUCCGUGAGGAAGAAAAUGAGUGAAGAUUCAACAAAUCCAAACAAUGAUGACAGUUAUGCGCGUGUGAGAGCAGUGGUCAUGACGCGGGAUGACUCCAGCGGCGGAUGGCUUCCCUUGGGCGGCGGCGGCCUCAGCUGCGUUACCGUCUACAAGGUCAGCCAGGCGGACGACGGCAACAGCACCCACAGCAGUGGCACCCGGGGCAGCACGGGCAACCUCAGCCCUAGUAGCCCAAGUCCGACGCCCAGUCCCAGCCCAAGCCCCAGUCCCACGGCGGUGGAGUUCUACAUAAAGGGGGAGCGGCUCAAAGACAAAGUGGUGGUGCUGGAGUGUGUCCUUCACGAGGGCCUCGUGUACAACAAGAUCAACCCCAUCUUUCACCACUGGAGGAUCAACGACAAAAAGUUCGGGCUGACCUUCCAGAGCCCCGCCGACGCCCGCGCCUUCGAUCGAGGCAUCCGCAGGGCCAUUGAGGACAUCAACCAAGGCUGUCGACCGUUUGGCGACGGGGAUACUCCAGAGAACGGACUACCUGCGUGUGAGGAGCCUCCCUCCAUCUGCACGCCAAUGAAGGAGCCCUUCUCCCCCCUGAACAAUGUGGUGUCCACCGAGCCCUUCAGGGGCUGCUAUGUACGCGCUCAGCCCUUUGACGAGUUCAACUCCGGCAACCGACGUUACCUGCCGCCGCAGGUGUCGUUCAAAUCGACCCGCCACGUCAGCUUUCACAUGGACGAGGAGGAAAUCGUCCGCAUCAACCCGCGCAAGGACGUACUCAUCCGCGGAUACGAGGACUACCGCCACCCGUUCAUGUGGAAGCAGGAGGCGGAGCGCGAGGACACGGACUUCCCGGCCCCCUUCCACAAACUGGACGGCAAGAAGUGCGAGUACCUCUUCCCCGACGGCCCCGGCGGGGACCUCCGCUCGGGCCCCGCCCGUGGCAUGGACCUCGGCCUGGGCAAGGACACGGCUAUCAAGACUCAGCCCUCGCCGCUGCUCAAGUCCAAGAAGGGGCGGCGGCGGCGAGAGGACGGCGAGCGCUCGCGCUGCAUUUAUUGCCGUGAGAUGUUCAACCACGAGGACAACUGGCGGGGGCAGUGCCAAGACGCCCCCGACCCCAUCAAGCAGUGCAUCUACAAAGUCAGCUGCAUGCUGUGCGCCGAGAGCAUGCUCUACCACUGCAUGUCCGACUCGGAGGGCGACUUCUCGGACCCGUGCUCGUGCGACACGUCCGACGAGCAGUUCUGCCUACGCUGGCUCGCCCUGGUGGCGCUGUCCUUCAUCGCGCCCUGCAUGUGCUGCUACCUGCCGCUGCGCGCCUGCCACCACUGCGGCGAGGCGUGCCGCUGCUGCGGGGGCAAGCACAAGGCGGCCGGGUGACCCCGCGCCGCCCCUCUGGGACCCCCUCAAAGUUAGCUAACACAGGAAGCGGAUCAAUUCAACGCCGGCAUCCUUUUUUUCCCCCCGCAUCCCACCCCGCCCACUCUCUGGGACGGGGGUGGUGUUGUUGAUCGCCAGCUCUGAGGGCUUUUGGAGAUUUCAGUUUGCGUUUGUCGCCGACGAGCUGCAGCGGAGGACAAACUUAAGCUUUGCGAUGAGCUAAGUCCGGACGAGGAGACGAGGACAUUGAGAUUAACAGACUUGGAGAUGUUACUAAAUGCACCGCACACGCACGCAUACAUUGACACACACCUGGCCAAACUCUACUCCAAGAAACGUGCAACUUUAUGAAGGAAACUUGUCUUUUUGUACAGAGACAACAACAAAACACAACUAUUCAGAAAAAUAACUUGCUGUUUGAGUAUGCUAAAAGGGAUACAUAUGUUCUUAUGCUUAUUUUGUGUGAUGUUGCAGUCGGGUAACAGUGGUGGCCUUUCCUUCCCUUCAUCACAGUGUAAUUAGUAGACAGGGGGAAAAAAAAAAAAGUCUCACAUCGGCCCCUUCCCCAUUUUAGCCAUUUCUUGUCAUUUAAACUUGAUUCACUUAGCCUCUGCCUCACGUCGGCCAUUUUCAUUGCAUUCCAAAACAAAGGGACUCAUUCCAUUUGUGAGAAGGGAAAAUGGUAACUUUUUUUUUUUUUUACCAUGCCGAUUCCCUCCAAACUGCCCAAAAAUGUUGCGAAAGAUGACAAUUGAAAGCCCACUUACUUACUGCUGUUGUCAUUUUUUUUUUCUCCUGUUCACCUCCUGAUUCAAAGCGGAGAUUUUGCUCAACCAGCAAGUUUUGUUUCGGUGUGAGAAGGUUGACGGUGCUCCUGUUGGAUUUGAUUUUUUUUUUUUUUUUUUUUUUAAAGAAAACAACCAGGCACUUAAAAACGAGGCUUCUUCUUUGACUGAGACGGCCUUCUCCAAUUAAGGAAUUUGUCUGAGGAAAAGCACUGCUCUCCGAGCUUUUGGUUGCAGCACCCCUCCACCUUCAAAAAGUCCCAUGUUUGUCCUAGACUUUGAUUUUAUUUGAUUUUAAUCCUCCUUUGUGCGCCUCCUCAUGUCGCCAGUCCACUCCUUCAUGUGUCUUCGUUUUAAUAAGCCCUGAAUGAAUGAGUGCAUUGUUUCAGGAAUGUUGAGUAUCUCAGCAAUUAAGUACAUACAGAUGGUGUGUGUGUGAGUGUGUGUGUGUGUGCGCGCGUAGGCCUACACGCGCCGGUAACGUCCUGACCGACGACCCUUUGGACAAACACGUUAAAAGAAAUAUUUGUUCUUUUGGAGAUUCCAGACUUCUCUCGCCGCAGCUAACAACUUAGCAGCAAUAUACACAAAAAAAUCUGAGCUGGUUCAAAGAAACAAAAUGCGGCACAAAACUGUUGCUUUUAGUUUCUUAAUGAAGCUUCAAACACCAGCAAACAAAAUAUGGUAACAGGAAGCUUGAUUUCUUUUUUUCACCAAUUGAAUUUGCGUAGGUGAAAGUAUCGCAUACAUUCAGCGUGAUCGUAAAGAAAAACUAAAUCGGCUGAAGAUCUCAUCGUAUUACAGGGAGUCCUUGGUUUGCGUGUAGUCUCUCACUACCUUUUUACAGCGUAGUUUCUUAUUAACCGAUGCUAGAAAAGUAUUAACAUGAAAAAACAUUUCGAAACCAUAAAUGUAAGACUAAUAUUUUUAUUGUACGCUAAGUACGGCGGUAGCUUCUUGUAAUACGUGACCACAAAUUUUUACGCCCCUUACUUAUUUGCACGCUUUUUGUAACCUCCAAACACUGCAUGACAUGUAAACCGAGGACCCCGAGAAAUUCACUUUUGUGCUGCAUUUGAGAUCACAGGGAAAUCUGAAAUAUCCGACUUAACAACAAAAUGGACUGACCAUUGACACACCUUGAUAAGCUAAUAUUUUGCUUUGUUUAGAAACUUUGGGUCUUGGAUCUUGCAAUACAUUUACUCACUAAUUUCCACAUAGCUCUGGAAAACAAUAGAGACCACAGCAACGGAUUUUGCAUUUUAUAGGUAUUAACCUACUGACACCAUAACACCCAAAUUCGAAAUCCAGUUUUUGUCAGUGAAAGCAUUUAUUUUCAAGAAUUGAAUUAUGGUCAUAAUAAUGUUCCCAAAAAAGGUCUUGUGUUUUUUUUGUUAGUUUUGUGUUUAAAUCUUGUGUGACAACAAAUUUGUACAUCAAUCUAGCAAAUUGAGUAGAAAUAAUCAGACAGAAACAAUGCCCGCUAUGUUAAACAUUUUUGAAUGACACACCAGAUGACACUGACAACUUCCUGAAUUGUCAGAAAACUCGUCAUUGCAGCCGAGUCGUUGACUCCAUUGCUUUCAAAAGUGUGGGAACUCCACAGUCCAUUCACUUUAGAUAAAAAAUACAUAAACGUGGACAAAAACACUACGUUUAGCACAAACCAUAACAAUUUGGGAGUCUUUCUUUUUUAUUUGUAAUCUUUCUAUGCAAUCUUCCGACACUCUUAAAGACUGACAGUACACGUGUGUUUCUUUUAAGACCUUCAUAGGUAGUAAAUAGUCAUCGUAGAUGAGCCUCCUCCCCCUUUGGUACCAAACACCUGUAAAUACGCAACACUGUAUUUAAGUACUGAUGAUAAUAAUAAUAAUAAUAAUAACUGGCUUGUUUUGUCUUUGAGCUUGUCUUUAAAGAUAGAGCUGUAUUUAUCGCGGCUGUCAGCAUUAUCUACGGUAGCUUCUAUUGACAGCAUACUUGUGUACAUAGGUCCACCUUUUGUAGUAUUAUUUCACAUUGAAAAGUAGAGGGCAUUUGCAACGGGUCGGGCGGGGGCUAAACAAAACAAAAUGAUCAUUGAGCUCCUAGUAAAAGUUUCUCGCUAGUUUUGUACGCUAAACAGAAGGAUAGCGCUAACGGUACAGGAGUAGCACUCCACUCGCUUUGGAAAUUUUAUAUAUGAAUAUAAAUAUAUAUAUAUCUAUAAAGACAUGAAUUUAAGGCUGCUAGAUACAAUCACUAAUUUUAUUGUGCUGACAGAGAAAAUUAGCUAUGAACGACUGUUAAAACCUAAUUCUCCAACAGCAUUAAGCAUUUUUUUUUUUUUUUUUGUGAGACGUAUGUGUGUGUUUUGUGUGUUUGGGUCUGUGUUUCCUGUCGUCAAGCUGAACCAAGGUUGGAUGAAGCUGAUUAAAAACUUGCUGGCUGACAAAAUGUAGGAUGUGCAUUUUUUUUUUUUAUUCCUGCUCU
This is a messenger RNA of Syngnathus acus (greater pipefish), 5664 nucleotides long. It is a transcript of the gene spred1, whose product is annotated as sprouty related EVH1 domain containing 1. Gene Ontology annotation, molecular function: protein kinase binding. Gene Ontology annotation, biological process: negative regulation of MAPK cascade; multicellular organism development. The transcript is spliced from 6 exons. Lineage: Eukaryota; Metazoa; Chordata; Actinopteri; Syngnathiformes; Syngnathidae. The record is from RefSeq and is a predicted model, not a curated record. Bases 1049 to 2410 code for a protein of 453 amino acids. Gene Ontology annotation, cellular component: membrane.